CUGAGAGCACAGCUGUUGUUGCGUGCAGUAGUGGAGAGCGCGCUCUGGGGUGAUGUCAAGCCUCGUGCUGCUUGCUGCGCGUUGCCACUGACGGAGCUGGAGCGCCUUGCUUAGUUCUUUGCAUUGCCACUGACGGAGCUGGAGCGCCUUGCUUAGUUUGUUGCAUUGCCACUGACGGAGCUGGAGCGCCUUGCUUAGUUUGUUGCAUUGCCACUGACGGAGCUGGAGCGCCUUGCUUAGUUCGUUGCAUUGCCACUGACGGAGCUGGAGCGCCUUGCUUAGUUCGUUGCAUUGCUGCUAGCGAACGGAAUGUUGUCUCUCUGUCACAACGUCGGUUUCCAUACGACAGCGCUACACUUCCCUUCCCUGCCCGGAGAGGACACCGUGCCAUUACCAUGAGUUGUUUGGAUGUUAUGUACCCAGUCUAUGGACAUUACGCACCGUACGCGCCAGCCACUCCCGCGUUCAUCAACAACUUCCAGGCACCAGUCGGUCUGAGGAGCACCUCUCCUCGCCACAGAGACUUCAUGAUGGAAAGCAGGGGGAUGCAAAGGGGUCCCGGGGGGGUGUCGUCAGGCACCAGCGUGGGCCCCGGCUCUUCCUCUUCUACAUAUCCCUCCGCCAAGCGACCGGAGAAAGGCCCUAAGGAGAAACAGGAAGUCCCCGAGGCUGAGUACCUGACGUCACGUUGCAUCCUCUUCACUUACUACCAGGGGGACAUCAGCAGUGUGGUGGACGAACACUUCUCCAGGGCACUCAGCUCCUACAUGGAAGGAGAGGGCAAGAAGAGGGCGUUGGACCUGGGCACAGACACCCCUUCACCCAGCAGUCGCCACAGCUUCCCCCCAUCCUUCUGGGAUAGCAACUACCCCUCCUCCCAGUGUCGCUCCCGCUGCGAGCCCAGAGCGCCCACCUAUUCCAUGGACCCCUACGCUUCCGGACUCCACCCAGGCCUUCCUCACCCCCACUCACACCUGCACCCAGCAGAGGAGUGGGGCUACGCACAAUGCCAAGCCUACGGGGCCCCCAGGCCCCUCCAUGAACUCUACUCCCCCAGCGGCCUAGAGCCCCACCACCCAUAUGGCCCCCUUCUCAUGCCCGCUGUGCGACCCUCCCACCUGGGCACCCUCCCCGGACAACACCCCUACGAUAUCAGCAAGCUGGACCCCACCGCCCCCUGGCCGGGCCUGCUGCCCCCAGGUGAGAUGGCCAUCAAUAUGGACGCAGGCCUCCAGCAUCACAAGAAAGGGAAGGAGUUGUACUGGUUUUAACAACCCUCCUCCAUCGCCAUCGACCAGCCAUUACCAGAUCCAAUUUGGACCUCUGGAACUCUACCAUUGAAGCGCCCCUUCCUCCCCCUCCUCCCCGUCCCGUCGUCCCUCUUUAUCCCUCACCCACUACCUCCUCGUCUCCCCUCGCCUCCCCCCAGGCCCACAGUGCCAGCUGAGAGGCUCCAGGUCAGUGUGUUUGCACCGUGGAGAUAAGGACUCAUAGGCUGGACUCGUGGAGAGCAGAGCAGAGAAAGAGAGGGACAGAGAGAAAAGGGGUACAGCUUUGGUGACCACUGCUCUGUGUUCUGUGGCGUCUGGCCUCUCCUAUCGCUGCUCGGGGCUCAGCUGUGUGGCUGCGGCAGCAUAGAGAUGGUUGGUGACCACUGCUCUGUGUUCUGUGGCGUCUGGCCUCUCCUAUCGCUGCUCGGGGCUCAGCUGUGUGGCUGCGGCAGCAUAGAGACGGUUGGUGACCACUGCUCUGUGUUCUGUGGCGUCUGGCCUCUCCUAUCGCUGCUCGGGGCUCAGCUGUGUGGCUGCGACAGCAUAGAGACGGUUGGAGUGACCUGGUUUUGACAGAAAGGCAGAGGGGGAGAGACUUCUUUUGGACACUGGGGAGGAAGAAAUAAAGAUGAAUGAUAUCUGGUAGCCCACUGUUACACUACAUCCCCUUACUGCAUAUUAUCUCUGUGUUGACACUGUAUUCAUCCUCAUCCUGAUCAUCUGCAUGUGAACAAAUGGACAUGCGACCAUCGGUCUGGCUGUGUAUGGAUUUGCAUUGUGACUGUAAUCAUAAUGCUGUUCGUUUUUUUUGUUUUAGUUUUUUAAAUGUGCAUUUCUGAAAUGAAAUCUUCAUUUGGCCAGCGCUCUGGAAAUACUUUAGUUGUGCUUUCUUAAAAGAUGGCUGAGGUACAGAAGAGAAAUGAUUGAAGAAUGGUUGAGGGAGGUGACCAUGAUGGUGAUGAUAGUAUUGGUUUGUAUAUGAACUAAUAUUUUAGUUAGAGGAAGGGAAACACUUCGGUAAGUCAACAACAUCAAUCAGCCCAGCAUAUCAAACUGCUGAUCCAGUAUUUCAUCAUUGUAACGUGUUCCGUUGAUGUAACUGUCGUUUGUUUAUACAUGCCAUUUUUUGUCGUUUUAAAAGUCGGAUCUUAGUGUGUCCUUUCUCUUGCUUUUGUCAAGAAAUAAUAUAAUUAUCAAUAAAUAUUUUUAUGGUAAAUUCAGA
Molecule: messenger RNA, 2493 nt
Organism: Oncorhynchus nerka (sockeye salmon)
Lineage: Eukaryota; Metazoa; Chordata; Actinopteri; Salmoniformes; Salmonidae
Product: transcription cofactor vestigial-like protein 2
Exons: 4
Coding region: 396-1271 (291 amino acids)
Biological process (GO): regulation of transcription by RNA polymerase II
Cellular component (GO): nucleus
Source: RefSeq, a predicted model, not a curated record